AUGGCAACGAAAAAAAUUGUUCCCCAUCGUUUUAUUCGUUUGAUUAUUGCUCAUCUUCUAUGUGCUAUUCAUAUGGGCCUUUCAAUUUAUGUUCUCUACAUGAUUAAGAUCAAAACACAGCUAUAUUUCAUUCCUAUGUUUGGAACGAUUUUAUUCGGUAUUGAAGCUAUAAUUUCUUUGGCAUGCUAUCGAUGUAAAGAAUAUUUUCGUGGUUUUUCGAUUCUUAUAUUUGUUUACGCGGCAACAAUUAUAGCGUCUAUAUGGGUUCUUGAACUGCAUCGAAUCAAUCAGCUUAAACAUGAUACAUGGAAGAUUGUUCCUAUAUUUUUUCCUGUUGCCCCUUAUCAACAUGGUAAUGCUGCCCAAAGGCCAUGGGUUAAUCCAAAAGAAAUUUUAAAAAAUUUCAAAUAUAUAUGGUCACAAGUUGAAAUUCAAGUUUUUCUAUUUCUUCUUCUUGUACUUCGUGCAUUAUUGCCUAAACAAGAUUCGAUAUCCUAUUUUGGUAAAACAGAUUUGUUAUUUAAAUAUUUUGCAACAGGCAUGGAUUCAUUGGAUUUUAUUGAUCUACUAUCUUAUCCUCAGCUCUAUAUAAAUACACGUCUCGUUUAUGCAACAUUAGUUGUAUGGUCAGUUAGUUGUUUACAGUUUGUUAUUUAUGUUCCUGAAGUUACUAAUCAUCGAUUAAAGGAAUUACAUUCGUUAUUAACCAAUUCUCUGCUUAUAACAUUUCUUAUGGAUAUUCCAUUUCUUGUUAUAAGAUUAUAUGCUAUAUUUGGUUGUGGUAGUCAUGAUUAUACAAGUUAUUUUUUUGUUUUUAAAAAUAUUCUUCUGAUAUUAUUGCAAAUAGCACGUAUACAAGCCAUUAUUGUCGAACGAAAUCUCCAUCGAAAAGAUGAAUUAGCUAAACUUACGUAUAAACCACAAUCGCCGUUUGAUACUCGAGCUAAACCACAUCAGUUAUCUAUACCAUUGUCGAAUAAUAAUAAUAAUAAGAAGAAGAAUAAAAACAAGAACUCCGGUGGAGCUAAAAUUAUUUAUACAAAUUAUGCGCAAAAUUAUCCAAGAAGACAACCAGGUGAUGGUAAAUUUAUCAAUGCAAACGGUUUUAGUAAUGUUUAA
Messenger RNA from Rotaria socialis, 1119 nucleotides. The record is from the annotation of a GenBank genome assembly. NCBI's taxonomy places the organism in Eukaryota, Metazoa, Rotifera, Eurotatoria, Philodinida, Philodinidae.